This is a messenger RNA of Styela clava, 1666 nucleotides long. The record is from RefSeq and is a predicted model, not a curated record. Lineage: Eukaryota; Metazoa; Chordata; Ascidiacea; Stolidobranchia; Styelidae.
AUGUCAGGUUACAUAAGAUUCAUAUGAAAUUUAGAAAUAAAUAUAAUUAACAACCUUUCAGCAACAACAACAAUCUUUAACCACUGAAAUGUUCAGUGUUAAAAAGAAACGCGAUUUUACGAAUACUAACAACAAACGAUCCAUACAUAAUUCCAAUUCGUGUCCAAAAAUGUGCAUACUAAAAAGUCUAUGCAAAACUGAUUGCUUGCUCGCAUGUUGAAAGAAUUGACGCCAAGAAUGCAGUUCGAUUUUUUCGCGCUUUUUAUACAUCUUUCACUCCGAACAAAGCUCUGUAUAAGCAGCAACUGCUUUGUAAGAUUUGGAAACUAAUUUAUUUUAAAAAGACCUGAAUCUUUCGAAUUCAAGUCAAGUUUAUUUUUCCAACCAGUAAAAAAUAUCACAAACAUAAAUUACGACACAAAUAUAAUUUACACAGUUUUACUGAUUCGGCUUCGCUAACCCAUUAUAUUAAUCCGUGGGGUGGGUGGGUUCAAUUUUCACGCCUAUGACGUUAUCCAAAUCUCCCUUUUCUAGCUUCAUCUCACAUGCGCCUUCCAUAGGCCUAUAUAUAAGUAGCUGACCGCCUGACAAUUCAAGAAAUUUAAUACGGACCUUAAAAGUAACGUUUGAAAGACCAAUGCAAAUUGACAUUACAUGCUCAUAUUGUCGCCAACAUCAGACAUGUCUCAUGCUCCCUCGUUUUCUCUGAAUUAGAUCAGUUCAAAGAAAUCAUCUCUGACAAGACGCGUUAGUCAUUGGUUAUUGAUUUGAGCCCGCAAUACUCGAUAACUUGACCUAUAUAUAUGCUACAUUUGCCUACAUAGGUAAGCAAUAACAAUCAUAAUAUACUGACUGAUAACUGAUGCAAAAUCAAAUACGACAUACAAAAUUGUGGUCGCCCCACACUACAAAAUGAAUGCGAUCUCGUCUAUUGUAUCGUUUUGAAAUAUAGUUCAGACCAUUCAUUGUCUCGCGGAUAGUUUCAACUUUAUCAGUGCUGCUGCGAAUUUGUCAAGCAGCUUUGCUUUCGCAACUUUUGUUUACACAGGAUCUUGUUGACUAUAUACCGGAUUAAACCAUCAAACUGGAAUAGGCCGCCGCACAAUAACAUUCGUGUACAAUGCAUUUACGGUCGCGUACAAAGCGAUUAAAAUGACAUCUACAUUUGCAGGACUUAAACUUACUGUUACUGUAUGCUUACAUGGGAAUAUUAAUGAAUUAGGAACGAGUAUAUGCAUGGGUAUUACAGGUAUUCAAAAGUAAAAAUACGGAUGUAACUGUUCAAUGGACUUCCGUGUAUCGAUGGAGGUCUGCAAACAUUGUGCAAUCAUUUCAUCAGAGGAUUGCGGAUUAAAAAUAGGCAAUACAAGCAAUCGGAUGCCGAUAAAGAGAGUUGUAUUUGAUACCACGGCGGCGGAUUUCACGCGAAAUAGAUUACGCAUGAUUGCAAUUGGAAUGGUCCAAGACUACUACAGAAUAAUGGGUGUUACUGUAGCACGAGGUCUAGAGCCAUUUGUUACCUAUCAGGUGCAGUCUGAGGACUACUGCUUCCCCCAGGAUCUGCUGCCCUGUAAACAAGGGAGCAAUAUGGAGUUCCUAAAUCAGAUUCCUCCACUAUCUGAUCAAGUUGACAUUGAUUGAGGGCAAUUCAAAAUGUUGUAGAGUU